CGUCGCGCCCCGGGCGGAGCUCCGGGCCAUGGCGGCCGCCGAGCCCAAGCCCCCCGCGGGGGCGGCCGCGGCCGGGCGCCUGGCCCGAGGCUGCUGGUCCGCGUUCUGGGACUACGAGACGCCCAAGGUGAUCGUGGUGAAGAACCGGCGCCUGGGCGUCGUGUACCGCGCGGUGCAGCUCCUCAUCCUGCUCUACUUCGUGUGGUACGUGUUCAUCGUGCAGAAGAGCUACCAGGACAGCGAGACGGGCCCCGAGAGCUCCGUCAUUACCAAGGUCAAGGGCAUCACCUUCUCCGAGCGCAAAGUGUGGGACGUGGAGGAGUACGUGAAGCCCCCCGAGGGAGGCAGCGUGUUCAGCAUCAUCACCAGGAUCGAGGUCACACCCUCGCAGACCCUCGGAACCUGCCCGGAGAGCGUGAGGGUUAGCAACGCCUCCUGUGACACGGACGAGGACUGCGGGGCGGAACAGCUGGACAUGCUGGGAAGCGGCCUGCGGACCGGGCGCUGCGUACCCUACUACCAAGGGUCGGCCAAGACCUGCGAGGUGUGGGGCUGGUGCCCGGUGGAAGACGGGGCGUCGGUCAGCCAAUUUCUCGGCAAGAUGGCUCCGAAUUUCACCAUCCUCAUCAAGAACAGCAUCCACUACCCUAAAUUCCAGUUCUCCAAAGGCAACAUCGAGCACCGGAAGGACGGCUACCUGAAACGCUGCACAUUCGAUGAGGUCUCCGACCCCUACUGUCCCAUUUUCAAGCUGGGCUUCAUCGUGGAACAGGCAGGGGAAAACUUCACGGAGCUGGCACACACGGGUGGUGUCAUCGGGGUCAUUAUCAACUGGGACUGUGACCUGGACCUGUCAGCGUCAAAGUGCAACCCCAAGUAUUCUUUCCGGAGGCUUGACCCCAAGCACGUCCCAGCCUCGUCUGGCUACAACUUCAGGUUUGCCAAGUAUUACAAGGUAAACGGCAGCGCCACCCGCACGCUCAUCAAGGCCUAUGGGAUCCGCAUCGACGUCAUUGUGCACGGACAGGCAGGGAAGUUCAGCCUGAUUCCCACCAUCAUUAAUCUGGCCACAGCACUGACCUCCAUCGGGGUGGGCUCCUUCCUGUGUGACUGGAUCUUGCUGACGUUCAUGAACAAAAACAAGGUGUACAGCCAUAAGAAAUUCGACAAGGUGUGCACACCCAGGCGCUCCUCUGGUAGCUGGCCUGUGACUCUGGCUCUUGUUUUGGGCCAGGCUCCUCCCCCACCCUGUCCCUGCUCUGCAGACCCAGGCCAGUCCCUGGCCGCCCCGCCCCCAUGGCCUUGCCCUGCCUCUGCCCCUUCUGAGCAGAUGGCCGACACCCCUGAGCAGACUGUGGGACCAGAGUUGGGUGCCUCCGAGCCUUCCCGGCAGGACUCCACACUCACGGACCCCCGAGGUUUGGCCCAGCUCUGAGCCCACCACAUGCCUUCCAUCAUGCUGUGUCCAAGGCGGGCCUGAUGGGGUCCUGAAGUCUGGUCCCGAGACCAAGCCGCCAGCUCCCCUGGGCCCUGCCCAUGCACCUCAACACGCUCUGAGAAGCUGGGAACGAAAGGACCCCCCAUGCAACCGGGCAGUGGGCGGGCACGAAGUGGGUGGCACCGGAUCCUGGCUGGCCCCUCAACGUCCCCGGGCCUGGAGGAAGGGGUAAACUCCUGCCUCCUCCUCCUCCCUAGCUGACCUCCUCACAAACUUCUCACCCCUCCCCACCCAGACCCUUUGCUUGCUUCAAUAGCCAAGAAGUCACAUACCCAGAGUCCAAUAAACCUGUGUCCAGAA
Messenger RNA from Leopardus geoffroyi (Geoffroy's cat), 1798 nucleotides. It is a transcript of the gene P2RX2, whose product is annotated as purinergic receptor P2X 2. The transcript is spliced from 11 exons. Gene Ontology annotation, biological process: monoatomic cation transmembrane transport; response to ATP. The coding region runs from base 29 to 1435 and encodes 468 amino acids. Gene Ontology annotation, cellular component: plasma membrane; nuclear inner membrane. Gene Ontology annotation, molecular function: extracellularly ATP-gated monoatomic cation channel activity; purinergic nucleotide receptor activity; ATP binding. NCBI's taxonomy places the organism in Eukaryota, Metazoa, Chordata, Mammalia, Carnivora, Felidae. The record is from RefSeq and is a predicted model, not a curated record.